AGCUUCAGUGUCAAACUGCCAUCACUAAUUUACCAGCGUAUUGAUACUUAGCCCUGCUUUGCCUCACCUAGUGGAGGAUCCUCCAGGUGCAGCCUGUCAACGCAGCCAUACAAAGCAUGAAGCUUCCCCUCUCUGCGUUAUCGAUAGGAAAGCCUGAUCGGGCCAAUCCAAUGGUUAAGGGACAUCUGCUGUUUUGCUUCACCGGAGAAAGUAUGUUUAUCGGCAGUAACGUCACAACUGCUGUUGAUCCUGCCUAGAUGUUUGGGCUACCGUUACCACAUUGUGGCUUCUGAUUGCUGCUUCUGGCCAGCUUUGCGUCGCCUACUGCGGAGGCUCGCUCACCAGUUAAAGUGCUGCUUUAACUGCACACCUUCCUGCUGCCUCGCUUGGGCCGACACUCGAAGUGUGGAAGUCUCUAGGCUUGUUUGAGACACAUUGCGGCUCGCCUCGAAAGUAGACGAGAGUAGCCGAUCGCAGCCGGGGGAGGUGUCAAAAAGCUCGUCUUAAGUCGGACAGGUCGGAGUCGGCUUGACUGGCUGGGUUUGCAAUGGCGGAAAUUGCGUUGGCGUUUUUCGUUGCAGAUGAAGUGGAUGCAAUAGAAAUCCCACAUGUAUUGUAUGGAGAAUGGCAUGAUGAACACCGUCUGCGGAGAUCCGUUCCAAAGGUCCAACAAUUUGUGGAAGAAGUGGUCCCACAGUACAGUCCUUCAGACUUCAAAAGUCAUUUCCGAUUGUCCAGGGGACAUGUGGAAGUAUGAUGUGAUGACGACUAUUGGCCCGUUCUACUGGAACAGACAGCACAGUAAAGUGCCGCUUCAAAACAGUGUUCUUGCCUGUCUGUGGACUCUAUCAAACCAGGAGUCCUAUAGGGGGGUUGCUGAUCGUUUCAAUAUCACCAAAUCCACUGUCUGCCUGCAUCUCCAUGAAUUCUGUAGUCUUGUCACCACAUAUUUGUCUCACCACAUUUCCUGGCCCACAGGGCAAGCCCUACAUAAUUCUGAGUUAGGAUUUCGUGCAGCAGGAUUUCCCAACACUGUCUGUGCGGUAGAUGGAUGCCACAUUCCUAUUGUGAAACCACACUGUGAGAACCCAGUAGCAUACAUCAACAGAAAACAGUUUUAUUCUGUUGUGCUUACUGGGUUCUGUGACAGUAAACGGAGAUUCUGUCAUGUUAAUGUGGGCCACCCUGGUAGCUGGCAUGAUGCACGGGCAUUCCAGUUGUCUGCUGUUGGAAGGCUGCUUGAUGAAGAUCCCCAGUCCCUGGUGCCUGAGGGAAUGCACAUCAUUGGGGACUCUGCCUACCCACUAUUGCCUCAGCUUAUGAGGCCAUACAGGGACAAUGGCCAUUUAACUGCUCGGCAGCGUCGUUUCAAUCAAAAAUUAAAUGUUGCACGCGUGGUCAUUGAGCAUACCUUUGGCCUACUGAAAACGAAGUUCAGGAGGCUCAAAUGUUUGUACAUGAAAAACAUUGCAAACAUUAGCACAGCAGUCACUGCCUGUUGCAUACUUCACAACAUGUGCUUGGAGGAAGGGGAAGCAAUUGAAGUUGAUGAACAGGUUGAAGCAGCAGAUAACAGGGCACCGCAUCCCCAGAACCAAGAUGCAGUGUUGCACAGAAAUCAGAUUUGUGACCUUUUUUAAAGAGCUCACACACACACACCCCCCCCCCCCCCCCCCCCCCCCCCCACAAAUAACCACUGUCAUAUUCUUUGUGGAAGACAUUUGUUUUUUAUUUCCUUUCCUUUUAUGCCCACAGUAUUGAGUAUGUAAGUCGCUUUGGAUUAAAGCGCCUAACAAGUAACAUGUAAUGUCAUCCAAAAUGAUUGGGCAAGUAAAAAAUAAAUGCAUAUAUAUGAAAACUAGAUAUGGUCAUUUUCUGCACAUGUCAAUAGCAGUUGACUAUCUUCUUUGAAAAUGAAAUAACUAUAUAUACACAUGUACUUGGCAAAUAAAUAAUAAUUGCAUAUAAACAUUGUGAACACUUGGUGUAUACAAAUACAAAUAUUACAAGGCAAUUGCCAGGGAUGAAAUAAUAACUCAACUGCAUAACUAGGAAAAUAAAUAACUAAUCUAAACAAUAUUACUUCCAUAAACAUACUGAGGUGGUGUUC
Gymnodraco acuticeps is the source of this 2110-nucleotide messenger RNA. Its product is annotated as putative nuclease HARBI1. Lineage: Eukaryota; Metazoa; Chordata; Actinopteri; Perciformes; Bathydraconidae. Bases 609 to 1640 code for a protein of 343 amino acids. The record is from RefSeq and is a predicted model, not a curated record. The transcript is spliced from 4 exons.